AUGUGCAUCAACAAAACCAAUUUGAUCAGGGGCGGGGCCGCGCCCUCUUCCUUGGGCACCUGCGCCUGCGCCGGCCCGGGCGGCCGCCCGAACGACGUGGACCCGCCGCCCGACAGCGACCCCGAGCUCCACUCUGUGAAGCUGCGCCGCAACCUCGGACCGGACCCCGCCUUCCCGCCUGCCGAGGAUAGCGAGCUUUGA
Molecule: messenger RNA, 201 nt
Organism: Monoraphidium neglectum
Lineage: Eukaryota; Viridiplantae; Chlorophyta; Chlorophyceae; Sphaeropleales; Selenastraceae
Exons: 2
Coding region: 1-201 (66 amino acids)
Source: RefSeq, a predicted model, not a curated record